Messenger RNA from Ostrea edulis (European flat oyster), 2297 nucleotides. Its product is annotated as surfeit locus protein 4-like. Gene Ontology annotation, biological process: Golgi organization. Gene Ontology annotation, cellular component: membrane; endoplasmic reticulum; endoplasmic reticulum-Golgi intermediate compartment. The transcript has 4 exons. Lineage: Eukaryota; Metazoa; Mollusca; Bivalvia; Ostreida; Ostreidae. Bases 308 to 1120 code for a protein of 270 amino acids. The record is from RefSeq and is a predicted model, not a curated record.
AUAACGUGGCGGCUGUUAUGUCAAGUGAAAUAACUCCCCAUGAGUUAUACCGGCUAGUUGGUAUUUUUUAAACAAAAGCUUCGUUUUAUGUGUUUGAUGAAGUCAGACUGAUCAAUUCAAAUUUAUUAUAUUCAAUGCAAUUUCAAAAAUUUAUUUAAAUCUUUCCAAUUUAGCAAUUUACUUAGCUUUCUCCACAUUAGAGAUUUUGACUUUUGGUUCACACUAUACAAAUUUUCCCGUUUCCGGUUUCUCAUGGGGGUACGUGGCCUGUGAAAGCAGAAUACACAUUUCGAAGAUAUUCCCAACAAUGGCUCAAAGAAAUGAAUUAAUUGAUAAAGCGGAGGAUAUUGCUGAUCAGGUGCUUCGUAAAAGUAAGCAUAUCUUGCCACAUGUGGCCAGGUUUUGCCUCAUUAGCACCUUCUUAGAAGAUGGAAUCCGAAUGUGGAACCAGUGGGGGGAGCAGAGGGAUUACAUGAACCAUACCUGGGGGUGUGGGUACUUCCUAGCCACCAUGUUCGUCCUGGUCAAUCUGUUUGGACAGCUGGGAGGCUGUGUAAUGGUACUGAGCAGAUUUAAAGUAACAAUAGCUUGUGGAGUUCUUGUUGGAAUUAUAGUUUUACAGACUGUUGCAUACAGCAUUUUAUGGGAUUUGAAGUUUCUUUUAAGAAAUUUGGCGUUAGCUGGUGGCGUGUUGCUGCUUUUGGCUGAAGACAGAGCAGAAGGAAAAAGUUUAUUUGCUGGACUCCCCUCUCUAGGCGAGAAUAACCCCAAACAGUACAUGCAGUUAAGCGGCCGAAUUCUUCUCGUUUUGAUGUUCCUGACCCUGGUUAGAUUUGAAAUGGACUUCUUCCAGAUUAUUCAGAAUUUGGUGGGCACCGCACUUAUCAUACUUAUUGCUGUGGGAUAUAAAACAAAAUUAUCAGCUUUAGUAUUGGUCGUCUGGUUAUCGUUUCUCAAUGUUUACUUCAACGCCUUCUGGAACAUCCCAGCAUACAAGCCAAUGAGGGACUUCCUGAAAUAUGACUUUUUCCAAACCCUGUCUGUCAUUGGGGGUCUCCUGCUGGUGGUAGCUCAUGGACCCGGUGGUGUUAGUAUGGAUGAACACAAAAAGAAAUGGUAGUCUACAUUUGUUAUAAUUAGGUAUAAAUUAAGAACUCCCGUCUUGGAUUGGCACUAUGUACAGCAAAGUGUUGCAGAAUGCAUGUAAUACGUUUUGUAAAGGAGAAGAGCUAGAAAUAUACACUUACUACAACAGCCGUGUUCGUUUAAUUGUUUAUGUUAUUUUGUUUGUUUUGUUGAAUGGUACAUGUUGAUGCAGGUUGGGUAUGGAUAAAUUGUAAGUCUUUUUAAGAAUACUAAUUGUUAAACUUGAUAGAUUUAAAGCAGUAGGGAUAUUACAUAACAUGCAAGUAUAUAUUUAACGUGUAUUUUUAUUAAUGCAUAAUUGUCAGAAAUGUUGGUGUAUUGUGGUUUACUAGAUAAAUGGUGUUUUUUUUUUAAUUAAUGACGAUUUUUCCUCUAAAGAGUGGAUCAGAUAUUACAAUUUAUACAUAUAUGAUAUAUUUACCUUUAAGAUUUCUAGUCAAUGGAUCUGGAAAUAAAAGUACAUUAAAUUUCAAGUAUUAAAUUAUUUUGAGCAGGUUGUAGAUUUUUCAGAGUUAAUCAAAUGUAUUGAUGUAACACAUGACAGCAAUUGAUUGCCAAAGACCGAGUUAUUUGAAAUGGCAGGUGGUGCUUUUUACACAUAAAUCUGUAUCUUGUAAAAUAAGGCACUAGACUCCAUUUGCUCUCACUGUUUAUAAAUUCAGUAAGUUUCAGAGGGUCUUUGUAUUAUGUAGAAAAGCAAUGCAUUGUGUCAAAUAUUUUUUCAUAUAUAAUACUUUAUAAAAACAGCCCAGGUGGCUGUUAUAUUGUAGAUCUAUAAUAUAUACAUAUUAUCAUUUAAUGUGAAAAGUUAAACCCAAUUCACAAACAAAUACACUGGUUAAAAAUCUUUGUAUAGUACCAAUUGGCUGAAUUUAAAAGUGUUAUACCAUGCAUGGAAAUUACAACAACUUAAAGAUUCCCCUUUGGUCUGUCUUUGGGUGUGUAGGACAUAGCUGUGCCUCAUUAAUUAUGUGUGCUAAUUAUUGUAUCUUCCAUUUGCAUGACCUUCUUUAGUUCUGCUUUAUCAUGUAAAAGAUGCUUGUGUGAAUAUAGAAGUAUGCCAGUGUAAAUGUCAUCCGUGUUGUUACACAGGAUUAUUUUGUCAUUACCACCACAGAAAACAUCAAAUAAAAAAAAAUCUGUGUUAUCAA